Amyelois transitella is the source of this 1686-nucleotide messenger RNA. RefSeq names its product activating signal cointegrator 1. Gene Ontology annotation, molecular function: zinc ion binding; transcription coactivator activity. Gene Ontology annotation, cellular component: nucleus. The transcript has 12 exons. The record is from RefSeq and is a predicted model, not a curated record. The coding region runs from base 15 to 1640 and encodes 541 amino acids. NCBI's taxonomy places the organism in Eukaryota, Metazoa, Arthropoda, Insecta, Lepidoptera, Pyralidae. Gene Ontology annotation, biological process: positive regulation of DNA-templated transcription.
UACCUGUCAGAUGAAUGAAGUACAAUUUCUUAGAUGAUGAAUUACUUUCGCAAGUUGUGAAAUUUUUGCAUUUUAAUAUUUCUGUAUUUUAUUUUAAUAGUAUAAGAAAAAUGGACCAGUGGUUAACUGAAGGAUUAUCGAAGAUAUUUGAUUUUCAAGUGCCGGAUGAUAUGAUAGAAUAUAUUCUGUCUAUAGAAAACGAGAAUGACUUGAAAGAGUAUAUGAAAACAUUACUGGACUUUGAUAAUCCUCAUCAUAAAACUUUCUUUUUGGAGCUGGCCAAAAGAAAGUUUCCUGGAAAAGGUGGAGGCACUACAAAACAGCAAAAGAAGAAGAAAGGUAAACAGCAAGAUGUGGUGAGUCCAGUGGAAGCUUGUCCUCCCAUUGAUGCUGACACCAAGUCCAAGAAAAAGACCAAGUAUGUCAACCUUUACUCACAGGAAGGGAAAAACGCUCAAGUCAUUUUGUUGAAAGGUCGCCACCGGUGCGACUGCCAAGCGUCAAAGCACGAGCUGAUCAACAACUGCCUUCAGUGCGGCAGGGUUGUCUGCAAGCAAGAGGGCUCCGGGCCUUGUCUGUUCUGCGGAAAUCUGGUUUGUACACCCGAGGAGCGAAAGGAGUUGAACUCUAAAACGAAGGCAGGCGCUAAACUGAUGGAGUCCCUGUUAGAGAAGAGUCGGCCCGAGGGCUGGGAGGCUGCUUUAUCACACAGGAAUAGGCUUUUGGAGUACGACAGGACCAGCGAGCGUCGUACCCACGUGACCGACGACGAUAGCGACUAUUUCAACACGAACAGUGUGUGGUUGAACUCUACAGAGAGGCAGAAACUCCAGCAGUACCAGCAGGAGCUGCACGAGAAGAAGCACGCUUCAAGGCUUCAGAAGAAGAUGACUUUUGAUUUUGCCGGUCGUCAAAUCGUAGAAGACACGACAAUCGAUUACGAAGUGGACCACGAUCAGCUGCGCGGAUCGUCCGCCGCGGGGCGCAGCGGGCCGCGUGCGCCGCAUCAGCUGUUCGCGGCCGCGCCCGACCGCGACGUGGCGCCGGGGGUCAAUGCCCCCUUGCUACAGUUCGAGCCGACUAUAGAAAGCCGAGCAUACUCAUCAGCCGUAAAAGCCGAUACAGGGAUCCACCCGCGAGUACAGGACGGGGAACUCCUGGAGAUGAGUGACUCCGGUCGCUGCCUAUCCAUGCAUCAGCCGUGGGCGUCCUUAUUGGUUGAAGGCAUCAAACUUCACGAGGGUCGCACCUGGUACACCAGUCAUCGGGGUCGCCUCUGGAUCGCCGCCACGGCCAAGCCUCCCGACCAUGACGUCAUCGCAGCUUUGGAGAACCAGUACAGGUUGUUGUAUCCAGAAAAGCAACUGAAUUUCCCUACAUUUUACCCCACCGGCUGUCUGCUGGGGUGUGUCAGUGUCGACGAUUGUUUGAGUCAAGAGGAAUAUCAGAAGAAGUACCCGGGCGGUGAGAGCGACAGCCCCUACGUGUUCAUAUGCUCGAACCCCAUCAGUUUGCGGCUGCGUUUUCCGAUCAAAGGACAACAUAAGAUUUACACCUUGGAUAAAACAAUUCACCAAGCGGCCAUCAAAUGUAUACAGAAAAUGUCUAAAAUUCCCAUCGAAGAGGUAACCGCGGGAUAAAAGAUAUAAUUGUUAUUUAUAUAGUUUAUUAAAAUUUAUGAAAAUA